ACAGCCACACUGCAUCAAAGUUUAUGGAAAAAUUGACGAAAUUCUGAUUUGAGCGGCGUAAACAUUGAAAAACAUUGGAAAUGGACACGGGAUCGGACAAUAGCGACGACGAGGGCUCUAUUGGCAAUGGGGGCGCCGACAUGGGCAUGGAUUUAACCGGCAUACUCUUCGGCAACAUCGACUCCGAGGGCAGGCUGCUAGACGAUGAUGACGGCGAUAGCGGCCGCGCGGGCACCGGAUUCGAUGCAGAGUUGCGGGAGAAUAUUAGCUCCCUGGGCAAACUGGGUCUGGACUCAAUGCUGCUCGAGGUAAUUGACCGCAAGGAGGCCGAACUCUUGUCCGACGACGAGGAUACUGAGAAAUCAGACACUGGGGAGAGCAGUGGUCUGAGUGCCUUCGAUGCUCUGAAAGCGGGCGUGAAAAGCGAAGAUAACGAGGAUGGAGCGAUCAGAGCUCAGGACGAUGCCAUCGACUAUUCGGACAUCACGGAAUUGUCCGAAGAUUGCCCGCGCACGCCGCCUGAGACGCUGCAGGCAUUGUCCACCUUUGACGAUUUGGAGGACGCUAUUCCCGCCUCCAAAGUGGAGGCCAAGCUAACCAAAGACGACAAGGAGCUGAUGCCACCUCCAAGUGCACCCAUGCGCUCCGGCGCUGGCAGUGGCACUGAUGAGCCCGCCAAACCAGUUGAAGCCACCACCAGUCCCAGUGGCGACGCCAAGACCAAUGAUGCCAAAGAUGCGGAUCGCAAGCUGGACACUCCGCUGGCUGAUAUUCUGCCUUCCAAAUACCAGAAUGUGGAUGUACGAGAGCUUUUUCCGGACUUUCGUCCCCAGAAAGUUUUACGCUUCUCCCGGCUUUUUGGACCUGGAAAGCCAACGAGUCUGCCCCAGAUAUGGCGGCAUGUACGCAAACGCCGCCGGAAACGCAACCAGUCGAGGGAUCAAAAGCUGACCAAUACCGGUGGUUCCGAUUCGCCCAGCGACACUGAGGAACCACGAAAGCGCGGUUUCAGCUUACACUAUGCCUCGGAGCCAACGCCGGCUGAGUGCAUGUCCGACGACGAGGACAAGCUGUUGGGCGAUCUUAAUAGCGAGGAUGUGCGACCGGAGGGACCGGAUAAUGGGGAGAACAGCGACCAGAAGCCCAAGGUGGCCGACUGGCGUUAUGGCCCGGCUCAGAUCUGGUACGACAUGCUGGAUGUGCCCGAUUCUGGUGAAGGAUUCAACUAUGGCUUCAAGACGAAACCGGCAACCUCUUCGGCACAGACGCAGCCGAAGGAUGAGCGGCGAGUCAGCAUUCCGGAGGAAGAGAUGGAACCGUCUAUUGCGGAUGACGCAUUUCUGAUGGUAUCCCAACUGCACUGGGAGGACGACGUGGUCUGGGAUGGCAAUGACAUCAAAGCCAAGGUGAUGCAGAAGCUUAACUCCAAGACAAACGCGGCUGGAUGGCUCCCCUCCAGCGGUUCACGAACAGCCGGUGCCUUCAGCCAGCCGGGAAAGACGGCUCUGCCGGUGGGGAACAGCGGUGGUAGCACCAAACAGGGAUCCGCAGCCUCAAGCAAAAAAGCACAGCAAAAUGCCCAGGCAAAGCCAGCAGAGGCCCCCGACGACACCUGGUAUAGUUUAUUCCCGGUGGAGAACGAGGAGCUCAUCUAUCACAAGUGGGAGGAGGAGGUUAUCUGGGAUGCCCAGCAGAUGACCAAGGUGCCCAAGCCGAAGGUACUAACGCUGGAUCCCAACGAUGAGAACAUUAUUCUGGGCAUACCGGACGACAUCGAUCCCUCGAAGAUCAACAAGAACACGGGUCCGCCACCGAAGAUCAAGAUUCCGCAUCCACACGUCAAGAAGUCCAAGAUCCUGCUGGGCAAGGCGGGAGUAAUCAAUGUUCUGGCAGAGGACGCUCCACCACCGCCGCCAAAGAGUCCGGACCGGGAUCCGUUUAAUAUCUCUAACGAUACGUAUUAUACACCCAAGACGGAGCCCACGCUGCGCCUCAAGGUGGGCGGCGGCAAUCUCAUCCAGCACUCAACGCCAGUGGUGGAGCUACGGGCUCCGUUCGUCCCCACCCACAUGGGUGAAAUGAAGCUGCGAUCUUUCCACCGUCCUCCCCUUAAGAAAUACUCACAUGGGCCACUUGCUCAGGUCUCGCACCAUGCCGUCUUUCCGCUGCUGAAGCACAUCGUGAAGAAGGCCAAGCAGCGCGAGGUGGAGCGUAUCGCUUCCGGCGGCGGUGACGUUUUCUUUAUGCGAAAUCCCGAGGAUCUCAGUGGCAAAGACGGGGACAUCGUGCUCACCGAGUUCUGCGAGGAGCAUCCGCCGCUGAUGAACCAGGUGGGCAUGUGCUCCAAGAUCAAGAACUACUACAAGCGCAAGGCCGAGAAGGACAGUGGGCCGCAGGACUAUGUUUAUGGCGAGGUGGCCUUUGCCCACACCAGCCCCUUCCUGGGCAUUCUUCAUCCGGGCCAGUGCAUCCAGGCGAUUGAGAACAAUAUGUAUCGAGCGCCCAUCUAUCCGCACAAGAUGUCGCACAACGACUUCCUCGUGAUUCGUACCAGGAACAACUACUGGAUCCGGGCGGUCAAUGCCAUCUUCACGGUCGGCCAGGAAUGUCCACUGUACGAGGUGCCGGGUCCAAAUUCCAAACGGGCCAACAACUUUACACGCGAUUUUCUACAGGUAUUUAUCUACCGCCUGUUCUGGAAGAGUCGCGACAAUCCGCGACGCAUACGAAUGGACGACAUCAAGAAGGCCUUCCCCGCUCACUCGGAAAGCAGCAUUCGCAAGCGGCUGAAGCAGUGCGCCGACUUUAAGCGCACCGGCAUGGACUCCAAUUGGUGGGUGAUAAAGCCCGAAUUCCGGCUUCCUUCGGAGGAGGAGAUUCGGGCGAUGGUCUCACCGGAGCAAUGUUGCGCCUACUUUAGCAUGAUUGCGGCCGAACAGCGAUUAAAGGAUGCCGGCUACGGCGAGAAGUUUCUGUUUGCCCCCCAAGAGGAUGACGACGAGGAGGCACAGCUAAAGCUUGACGACGAAGUAAAGGUUGCUCCUUGGAACACCACCCGUGCCUAUAUCCAAGCCAUGCGGGGCAAGUGCUUGCUGCAGUUGAGUGGGCCCGCAGAUCCCACGGGCUGCGGUGAAGGAUUCUCCUACGUUCGAGUGCCCAACAAGCCCACGCAAACCAAGGAGGAGCAGGAGUCGCAACCGAAACGUUCGGUGACUGGAACAGAUGCCGAUCUGCGACGAUUGCCGCUGCAGCGGGCCAAAGAGCUGUUGCGAAAGUUCAAGGUGCCGGAGGAGGAGAUCAAGAAGCUGUCGCGUUGGGAGGUCAUCGAUGUGGUGCGCACCCUGUCCACGGAGAAGGCAAAGGCUGGCGAGGAGGGGAUGGACAAGUUCUCUCGCGGCAACCGCUUCUCCAUUGCGGAGCACCAGGAGCGCUACAAGGAGGAGUGCCAGCGCAUCUUCGAUCUGCAAAACCGAGUGUUAGCCAGCUCGGAGGUGCUGUCCACCGACGAGGCGGAGUCCUCGGCCUCUGAGGAAUCAGACCUCGAGGAGCUCGGCAAGAACCUGGAAAACAUGCUCUCGAACAAGAAGACAUCGACCCAACUGUCACUGGAGCGCGAAGAGCAGGAGCGCCAGGAGCUGCUACGGCAGCUGGACGAAGAGCACGGUGACGGGGCAGGUCAGGGGGGCUCCAAGGGCGCAAAAGCCAAGGAUGACCCAUCUCAGCAACCACUGGCCACCAACAAUCAGGGUCGAAUCCUGCGCAUCACGCGCACCUUUAAGGGUAACGAUGGCAAGGAAUACACCCGCGUGGAGACGGUGCGCCGUCAGCAGGUGAUCGAUGCCUACAUCAAGAUCCGCACCACCAAGGACGAGCAGUUCAUUAAGCAGUUUGCCACGCUGGACGAGCAGCAGAAGGAGGAGAUGAAACGCGAGAAGCGGCGCAUCCAGGAGCAGCUGCGCCGCAUUAAGCGAAACCAAGAGCGCGAGCGACUAGCACAGCUGGCCCAGAAUCAGAAGCUGCAGCCGGGUGGCAUGCCCACUUCGUUGGGCGACCCCAAGAGCUCUGGUGGACACUCGCACAAGGAACGGGACAGUGGUUACAAGGAGGUCAGUCCCUCGCGCAAGAAGUUCAAGCUGAAGCCGGACCUGAAGCUCAAGUGCGGUGCCUGCGGCCAGGUGGGUCACAUGCGCACCAACAAGGCCUGUCCGCUGUACACGGGCAUGCAGAGCAGCCUGUCCCAGUCGAAUCCCUCGCUGGUCGACGACCUGGACGAUCAGAGCGAGAAAGAGAUGGGAAUGGACGACGACGAUCUGGUGAAUGUGGAUGGAACCAAGGUGACUCUAAGUAGCAAAGUGCUCAAGAGGCAUGGAGGCGAUGACAGCAGGCGUCGCAUGGGCUCCAGCUCGGGUCUAACCCUGAAGGUUCCCCGGGAUGCGAUGGGUAAGAAGAAACGCCGAGUGGGUGGCGACCCCCACUGUGAUUAUCUGCAGAGGCACAACAAGACCGCCAAUCGGAGGCGCACCGAUCCAGUGGUGGUGCUCUCGUCCAUCCUGGAGCUCAUCCUCAACGAACUCCGCUCCAUGCCAGAUGUAUCGCCGUUCCUCUUUCCGGUCAGUGCCAAACGAGUGCCCGACUAUUAUCGCGUCGUGACCAAGCCCAUGGAUCUGCAAACCAUGCGGGAGUAUAUUCGGCAGCGGCGAUACACGAGUCGAGAGAUGUUCCUGGAAGACCUGAAACAGAUUGUGGACAACUCGCUGAUCUACAAUGGAUCGCAGAGCGCCUACACAGUGGCCGCCCAGCGCAUGUUCUCCAGUUGCUUCGAGCUGCUCGCCGAGCGAGAGGACAAGUUGAUGCGUCUGGAGAAGGCCAUUAAUCCACUGCUGGAUGACGACGACCAGGUGGCGCUCUCCUUCAUUUUCGACAAGCUGCACACGCAGAUCAAGCAGCUAACCGAAAGCUGGCCCUUCCUCAAGCCGGUCAACAAGAAGCAGGUCAAGGACUAUUACAUUGUCAUCAAGCGUCCGAUGGACCUGGAGACGAUCGGAAAGAACAUCGAAGCCCAUCACUACCACAGUCGAGCCGAGUACCUGGCCGACAUAGAGUUGAUUGCCAGCAACUGCGAGCAGUACAACGGCAGCGAUUCCCGAUACACGAAGUUCGCCAAGAAGAUGCUGGAGUACGGACAAUCGCAGUUGGAAGAGUUUGCGGAGCACUGCGCCCAGCUGGAGGAAAACAUAGCCAAGACCCAGGAGCGGGCCAGGGAGAACGCACCCGAAUUCGAUGAGGCUUGGGGCAACGAUGACUACGACUUUGGACGUGGCAGUCGAGGUAGCUCCCCAGGCGACGAUUAUAUCGACGUUGAGGGUCACACCGCCAUGCCACCUAACUCCAUUCACCGCGGAAUGGGGGCGGAAAUUGGUAUGUCACAUCCGGCGCCGUUAUCGCGAAAGACUCAGCAGGCCCCAGGUCCGGGUGAGGUGAAGCGCGGCAGAGGUAGACCCCGCAAGCAGCGGGAUCCCGUUGAGGAGGUCAAAGCCCAGAAUCCGGUUAAGCGUGGUCGGGGUCGUCCGAGGAAGGACAGCCUUGCCUCAAACAUGAGUCACACGCAAGCUUACUUCCUGGAUGAAGUUCCUGGUAAUGCACAAAUCAACCUGCAAUGCUCGACGGACGACGAAGACGAUGACGAGGAAGAGGACUUCCAGGAGGUAUCCGAAGACGAGAACAAUGCGGCCAGCAUUUUGGAUCAGGGCGAACGCAUUCAUGCCCACGGCGACGACUAUAUUGAUCCGAAGAAUAUCAAAACAGAGAUCGACAUCGAGGAGCAGCAGUUGGCAGAGGAGCCGAUCGGCGUGGAUGACAGCCAGCAGGUGGCCGAAGCAAUGGUGCAGUUGAGUGGCGUGGGCGCCGGCUACUACGCUCAACAGCAGCAAGAUGAAUCCAUGGAUGUGGACCCGAACUACGAUCCCUCCGACUUCCUGGCCAUGCACAAGCCGCGGCAGAAUCUCGGGGAACCCACCAGCCUGCAGGGCGCUUUUUCCGAUUUCAUGUCCAACGUUCAGGAUGACAAUGGUGCCUACGGUUCCACCGAGGCCAGUACAAGUGCCGCUGCUGCAGCUGCCGCCUCUGCGGCUGGAAUGAGUCUAACUUCGCUCGAUGACGAUUCAGCGGCCAUGCAGAUGCCGGCGGAAAUGUCCACAGCUGGCAUGAACAACGGCUUGGGCAUAGACGACGACCUUGACAUCUCCGAGAGCGACGAGGAAGACGAUGGCACCCGGGUGCGCAUUAAGAAGGAAGUCUUCGAUGACGGCGACUACGCCGUGCAUCACCAGCAGCAAAUGGGGUUGGGUGGCCAGCCAUCGCAGUCGCAGGUGUAUCUGGUGGAUUCGCCCAACGAGACCCAAACUCUGGACUACCAGCAGCAGCCGCAGCUGGACUUCCAGCAGGCGCAGGGAAUGGAGCAAAUGCAGAUGCAGCAGCAGGUGAUGACACCGCUGCAACCGGAUCAGAUGCAGCAGCAGCCGCCGCAAACGCCACAGGGAGACAACGAUUAUGCUUGGACUUUCUAGAACCCAAGUUCAUUUUAUUUUGACUACGCAAGAGUGUGAGCUCCAUAAAAAUAAUGUAAUUUUGUAAUGCCUUUUUAAUAUUUAAGCUUAAUAUUUCAUUAAAACCCUCUACCUGGGACAGUUUACUUUUGAUUUGUAA
Molecule: messenger RNA, 6705 nt
Organism: Drosophila kikkawai
Lineage: Eukaryota; Metazoa; Arthropoda; Insecta; Diptera; Drosophilidae
Gene: Taf1
Product: TATA-box binding protein associated factor 1
Biological process (GO): DNA-templated transcription initiation; transcription by RNA polymerase II; RNA polymerase II preinitiation complex assembly
Cellular component (GO): transcription factor TFIID complex
Molecular function (GO): DNA binding; histone acetyltransferase activity; TBP-class protein binding
Source: RefSeq, a predicted model, not a curated record